AUGAAAUUGAACGGCCUGUUGGAAUUAGCUUUAUUAUGCGUCAAUAGCAUGAAUGUUGCCAAUGCAAAGAUUCACAAGUUGAAAUUGACUAAAGAAGAAUUGACUAAUGAAUUAAAAGAUAUUUCGUUCGAACAACAUUUGGCUCAUUUGGGUGUCAAGUAUUUGAACCAAUACGAAAGAGCCAAUCCUGAAGUGGAAUUUUCUCGUGAACAUCCAUUUUAUAAGAUAAGUUCCGAGAUUGUCUCGAAGAAUGGUGGCCAUGAAGUCCCAUUGAGCAAUUACAUGAAUGCUCAAUAUUUUGCUGAUAUCAAGAUUGGUACCCCACCUCAAAGUUUCAAAGUAGUCUUGGACACUGGGUCUUCUAAUUUAUGGGUCCCAAGUAAAGAAUGUGGGUCAUUAGCAUGUUAUUUGCAUUCUAAAUAUAACCAUGACGAAUCGAGCACGUAUAAGGCCAAUGGUAGUGCAUUUGCCAUCCAAUACGGCUCUGGAUCAUUGGAAGGGUACAUCUCCCAGGACGUAAUGGAAAUUGGUGACUUGAAGAUUACCAAACAAGAUUUUGCUGAAGCCACUAGUGAACCCGGGAUUUCAUUUGCCUUUGGUAAAUUCGAUGGUAUUUUGGGGUUGGCAUAUGACACUAUUGCUGUCAACCGUGUGGUGCCACCUGUAUACAAUGCUAUCAACCAAGGUCUUUUGGAUGAACCUAAAUUUGCAUUUUAUUUGGGAGACGCUUCCAAAUCCAAAGAUAAUGGCGGUGAAGCUGUCUUUGGUGGCAUUGACGAAACUAAAUUUGAAGGUGAUAUUACAUGGCUACCAGUUCGUCGUAAGGCUUAUUGGGAAGUUAAAUUGGAAGGCCUAGGUCUUGGUGAAGAAUACACUGAAUUGGAAAACCACGGUGCUGCUAUUGAUACCGGUACUUCCUUAAUCACAUUACCUUCUGGCCUUGCUGAAAUCAUCAACAGUGAAAUUGGUGCCAAGAAGGGUUGGACUGGCCAAUAUACCAUUGAAUGUGACAAGAGAGCUUCGUUACCAGAUAUGACUUUUACUUUCGAUGGCUACAACUUCACCAUCAGUCCUUACGAUUACACCUUAGAAGUCAGUGGCUCUUGUAUUAGUGCCAUCACUCCAAUGGACUUCCCAGAACCUGUCGGGCCUAUGGCCAUUAUCGGAGACGCCUUCUUGCGUAAGUAUUACAGCGUCUACGACUUGGGCAACGAUGCUGUGGGUCUAGCACCUGCCGUCUAA
Molecule: messenger RNA, 1242 nt
Organism: Henningerozyma blattae CBS 6284
Lineage: Eukaryota; Fungi; Ascomycota; Saccharomycetes; Saccharomycetales; Saccharomycetaceae
Gene: PEP4
Product: proteinase A
Exons: 1
Coding region: 1-1242 (413 amino acids)
Cellular component (GO): fungal-type vacuole
Molecular function (GO): aspartic-type endopeptidase activity
Source: RefSeq, a predicted model, not a curated record